Molecule: messenger RNA, 1206 nt
Organism: Guyanagaster necrorhizus
Lineage: Eukaryota; Fungi; Basidiomycota; Agaricomycetes; Agaricales; Physalacriaceae
Exons: 2
Coding region: 24-884 (286 amino acids)
Source: RefSeq, a predicted model, not a curated record
AUUUCGUCCUUCAAGUAACAAUCAUGGCUGCUUCAGCUUUCUCUGUACUUCCCCGAUAUCUUCAGCGUCGAAUCGACAAGGUGUACACUUCCACUGCAAAUUCCCUUCAUCUCAUCGAGGCCCCACCUUUGAAGAAGAACAAACAAAUUGCAUCUCCUAGUUCGUCCGGAGGCGGCGGAUUUCUUGUCGAGGAUGUCCUAAUCGAAGCAGAAGAUGAGAUAGACGCGUCUCAAAUUCCUAAUAUUCCAAUUUCAUCCAUUCCAUCUGCUCUGCAACUCCUUGACCUGCCUCCCGAUGACGAACAAGUCUUGACCAUAUUUCGCCAAGCUGCAUCGGGUUGGGAUGAGGGUGCAAUUGUGUCCACAGAAUUGUCUGUCAGUUUGGAUGACUGGCGCGCUGUUUGUGCCAUCUUGCUCGAACACUAUGCCCAAGAAUAUACAGAUAGCGAUGGAGACGCGAUCUCCCGUCCAGUCAGUGAUCCAGGGAGUGACUAUCAGGCGGUGGACGUUGAUAUGGAGGAAUCAGAUAAUGCUUCAGAUGAUGACUAUCUGGACUCAGCCCCAUCGCGUCGGCGCACACGUACUGCUGCCCGUGCGUGCGACUCGGACUCUGAUUCGGAUUCUACGAAGCCCAAACAGUUGACCGAAAGACAAAAGCAAACUUGCCUAGAAACUUUUGCGCUCUUUUUCCCUAACGCUACGCCUGAGGACUUGCCCCGCCAGAAAAUAAUGACCGGCGACAUCCAACGUGUCGCAAAAUUGCUCAAUGAAAAACUGAAAGCUGAAGAGAUUAUCGAAAUGCUCGAAAAUUUCUCUUCUGCGCCGGACAAGUCAAUGACUUUGGCAGAUUUUGAGUGUAUGAUGAUUACUGCAAAGUUGGCGUAGUCGGCCCUAUCUACACGUUGUAUUACAGCUUGCCUAGUACUAGAGGUGUUCAGACUUCACACGCAGGAAGCAAGGCGAAAAGAGACGGAGCUGAAAUGCAGGAUGACAUCACGAGCGAUGGAUGGAGUACGACGAAAGUUCUCCAAAAAUCCCUAACGGCAGGAUCAUUUUCUUCCAAUCCAACAGUCAUGGCAAGGUCUUGCUCGAAAUCUGAACCAGGCGGCGUUUGAGUAGUAGAGCGCCAUACAGCUAUCGUGACAAAACGCGUCUGAGCUUUCGCCUUCCAGUCGAAACCUAUUGCCCACACGGACUUCCCACAGUC